Messenger RNA from Asterias rubens (European starfish), 3410 nucleotides. RefSeq names its product monocarboxylate transporter 12-like. Gene Ontology annotation, biological process: transmembrane transport; monocarboxylic acid transport. Lineage: Eukaryota; Metazoa; Echinodermata; Asteroidea; Forcipulatida; Asteriidae. The coding region runs from base 39 to 1448 and encodes 469 amino acids. Gene Ontology annotation, molecular function: monocarboxylic acid transmembrane transporter activity. The record is from RefSeq and is a predicted model, not a curated record. The transcript has 4 exons.
AGAAUUGGUCUGCUCGUCGUGACGAUUACAGCGAUGCGAUGGGCCCUCUUGUGGGGGAAUGUGGCCAUUGGGGUCUGGCUGUCGUAACCGCCUCGUUCACUGUCCAUCUUCUGGUUAAGGUGGUAACACGCUGUGCUGGAGUAUUGUUUCUAAGCUUUCAAAAUGAGUUCCAGAGUUCAACUGCACAGACAGGCGCCAUCUUUAGUAUCAUGUCAUCCUCAUCAUACAUAGGAAAUACGAUAGGUGGUGUGUUAGGGAAUCAUCUGAACUGUCGCUCUACUGCUAUACUUGGUAGUAUAUUUUACACUGCUGGGACAAUAAGCUGCAGCUUUACAACAAAUAUUUAUCAGAUGUACUGUACAAGUGCUCUGGCAGGACUAGGUGGUGGAAUUACUGUAAUACCGGCAGUUGUAAUGGUCGCUAAGUACUUCAAGAGAUAUUACCCCUUAGCGUGUGGAAUUUCAACAUCUGGACUUGACAUUGGAAUGUUGGUGUUUGCUCCAUUGAUGCAGCUAUUACUGGAUACUUAUGGAUGGAGGGGAGCAAUGCUCGUAACUGGAGCAUUUGUGGGUAAUGUUUUUGCAGCUGGGGCACUUUUUCGCCCAGUACGGUCGUCUUCACAGACAGGAGACAAGAAGAGCACAGAAGAACAUGUUGAACAAGGGGAAGACAAAGAAAUGCUGAAGGAUAAUAAUGAGAAUCACAGAUCAACGCAGAGUGAAGAUCAUGGAAUCAACGAAGUGAAGACCCAGAACCAAUUACAAAGUACCGAUGCAACGAACAUCACUUUGAAGUCGCAACGCCAGAGGAAUCUAUUCUCCGCAGCCGCCAAUUCACUUCGGCUACAUCUUCUCAGUGAAUCUUAUCGCCUCUCUUUGAUUAUCUUCGCUCAAGUCGUAGCUUACCUCGUUGCUUAUACUUGUUUCAUUAUGUUCUUAGUCCCAUUUGCCACAUCAUCUGGUAUUUCAGAGCAGGAUGCAUCUUUUCUUAUAAGUGUCUGUGGAAUUGGCGGGAUUGUUGGACGUCUUAUUUGUGGAGUCCUAACUAAGAAAGCCUCAUCUUACGUCAUCUACCAGGUGUCCAUGUUUGUGAGUGGAUGUGCCGUCUUGCUGGUGCAACUUGGUACGACCUGGAUUUACAUUUCUGCAUCCAUGGUUGGAAUAACAUACGGAAUACAGUACACAAUCUGGCGGGUGAUGAUGCUGGAGUUAGUUGGAGUGGAUAACAUGGGGUCUGCCAUUGGAAUCUACUCAAGCAUUGGGAUUCCCUUUACAGUCACAGUGCCCAUCUUAUCAGGAGCCCUCUACGAUACAACCGAGAGCUACUCUAUUCUGUUCUACAUAUUUGCAGCGUUCUAUUUCCUUGGAUUUGGGGCGUUGUUUUUGGCACCAAUUUUGAAAAGGAUUGAACCGGGCAUUGUCAAGAAAGAGGACAUCAAUAAAGUAUAAAUAAUAUUGGAAUGGUUUGAAAGCAGUUAUACUCAUUGCUGACAACAGCUGUUGGAGAUUUUUCAUAACACAAAAUCUCACCAAGCCUUACGUUUUAUAUAACACGGGUGUUAAUUGUAUUAUCAUUAUUAUUCAAUCAAUGCUGUUUUACCGUUUACGACAACAUGUUUUUUUUGUGAAUUAUUUACCCCAACACUAUGAAAAAAAAGGGAAAUAAACAUAGCACUGUUUGACCAGUGCUUUCCAGAUGGGAAUUUUUGUCCACGUAUUACUCGGGUGGGAUUUGGGCUAAUGUCGAGUACGUCUGCAGGACAUUAUAAGAGGCGAGCCAAUACUGUUUAUUUGGCUAUGCGAUUAAACAUUUACUAACCUCCUUCGCCAGAAGAAAAACAAUAUUCAAAAGCAGAGGUCUACAUGAAUUUGAUGGAGUUCUAAUGUAAAUUAUGUCCAAGUUACAACAUUUGCUCCCGCACACCGUAUGGACUAUCACUCUGACAAUUUGGUUAUUCGAUAUAUACAAAAUAACCGUUGAUACAAAUUAUACACAAGCAAUACUUUACUUUGAAUAAGGGAUGUGUUUGCUACCAUAUUUAUAUUGAUGGAAUACAGCUUGGAUAUGCAUGAUAUAAUGAAUAAUUCGUAAAUAGGUCUAGUCGUAUUUUUUACUGGCAAAACUGUGUCAAAUUUAUUUUUAGCAGAUUUAAACCUCAUCACGUAUAUAUAUAUACAAAAAUAUUGCAGUUUUUAGUAGGUAUGAUUUUGCGGUUUUGGGUGAUUUCACACAACAAAUGCGAUUAUAAAUGUCAUUUUAUAUUUUAGUGAACAAAUUGUCGCAAACUAAUAUGCACAUGUCAUCUGUUUUGUGACUUCAUAUUAUUUCCAAUUAUUUGCCAUUAUGAGCUCAAUUAUCGGUAUUUUUUUAUGCGAACACAACAAAAGAAUUAUAUUUACAUUCAUAACCGUGAUGUACUUUUUUGUUUGCAAACCAGUUGCUCAAAAGUUGCACUUGGAGUUAUUGGUUGUAAGCCUAUCGUAUAUUGUAACAAAAUUUGCCGCAAAUUUUUUAAAUAUUUUUUCGAUUCAUUCAUCAUCCCCGCAAAUCAAGUGCGUUUUUGUGAUACUGUAACGGGAUUACAAAGCAAUACACAAUGAUGGAGGCAGUUGGCCUAGGCCCGCUGGAUGGGCACCAACUACAACCGCAAGGCACUGACUUGUUGAUCUCCAACAUGAACUACACCGACUGUAAACACGGGACUUGGACAUGUGACCGACACGUGACAAACCUUGACCGUGGGGUGCCGACAUAAUAUGCUUGUGAUUUAGUAACCAAAUAAAUAAUCGUCGAGUGCGUUAUACCCUGCCUCAGUCCUCAAUGUUGUUAUUCCAUUCUUCACCAUCGAACAAAUGUAACACUAGAGAAAGCGUUACCAUGGUUACAAUGAGCCUACUCAACAAUGGUAAUUUCGUUACAAGGAUGCAAGACCAUGGCAAGACACACCUCCACACACGUGACACGAGUAGUCGAUUUAGCCAGCUUCGACACCCGUCUCGCUAAUUAAUUUACCAAGGAAACGUUGUAUAAGUUUAUAAGAGAACGACUUACCCCAACCAACUUUUCUACAACAUCGACCGAAUCCUGUGAAGCAUUUGUGUUGUUGUUUCCGAAGUUCUUGCGGUGUUUAGGGUCGUUUUAUCGUGUGCUUGUGUCCGUCCGCGUGUAAAUAUGACGGGGUCCAUUUUGUAAAUUGGCCCGCCGCAAAAUACUGCUCAUGCGCAUUGCAUGGUUUCAACUGACCGUAUUUUGUGACCGCUUGAGGGCGUUCAACAGCCUUUCUUGCUUGCAUCACAUUAAAUCAAAGUUUCACAAUAUCACAAUAUCCGACUGCCUGAAUAAAUAGUUUAGGUAGGCUUGGUCAAUCUUAGUUAAUUUAAUUAACAUAAAAAACUUAUUUGGUGAGAAGA